AUGAUCCACCGCACCGGGUCCUCGUCCCCCGACGCGGGUCAUGGCUUCAACGAGAAGCAUGGCGACUACGAUGCUGAGACCACGUACGUCCGCGGCAUCGAGACCUCGGCCGAGACUGCGCUCCACCGUGGUCUCAAGGCCCGCCACAUCACCAUGAUUGCCAUUGGUGGUGCUAUCGGAACCGGUCUCAUCAUCGGUACCGGCAAGGCCCUCGCCCAGGCCGGUCCCGGUUCCAUUCUCAUCUCUUACUCCAUCGUUGGUUUCAUGGUCUUCCUCGUCAUGGCUGCUCUCGGAGAGAUGGCUGCUUGGCUCCCCAUGUCUGCUGGUUUCACUGGUUACGCUUCCCGGUUCUGCGACCCUUCUCUCGGUUUCGCCCUUGGCUGGACUUACUGGUGUAAAUACAUUAUUGUCACGCCCAACCAGCUCACCGCCGCUGCUCUAGUCAUCCAAUUCUGGGUGCCGAGAAAUGUGGUCAAUCCUGGUGUCUUUAUCACGAUCUUCCUGAUCUUGAUCGUCACCAUCAACUACUUCGGCAUUCGCUUUUUUGGAGAAUUCGAGUUCUGGCUCUCCAGUUUCAAGGUCAUUGUCAUUGUCGGCGUCAUCCUGCUCUGCCUCUGCAUUGCUACCGGUGCUGCUGAUGGUGUUCCGAGAGGUUUCACCUACUGGAACGACCCUGGUGCAUUCGUCGCGUACCCCCCCGGAGUCGGCAGCGGUGCUUCUGGCAGAUUCGCCGGUCUCUGGUCGACCAUGGUCACCGCGACCUUCGCCUACCUCGGUACUGAGCUCGUCGGUGUCACUGUCGGAGAGGCUCAGAACCCUCGCAAGACUGUUCCCCGCGCCAUCAAGCUCACCUUCUACCGUAUCGUCUUCUUCUACGUCAUCAGCAUCUUCCUGCUCGGCAUGUGCGUCCCUUACAACUCGCCCAAGCUCGCCUUCGCCCUCAAGGCCACCACCGGUGCCAGCGCCUCGCCCUUUGUCGUCGCCUCGCAGCUUGCCAACAUUGCCUACCUCGACCACAUCCUGAACGCCUGCAUUCUGGUUUUCGUUUUCUCGGCCGCCAACUCUGAUCUGUACAUUGCUAGCCGUACCCUCUAUGGUCUUGCCUCUGACGGAUCCGCCCCAGCCAUCUUCCGCAAGACUGACAAGAAGGGUCUCCCCAUCUACGCGCUCGGCGCAUCCACUCUCUUUGCUCUGCUCGCCUACCUCAACGUGGCAGACGACUCAAAGGUGGUCUUUGGCUACUUUGUCAACCUCACCACCAUCUUCGGUAUUCUGUCCUGGAUCUCCAUCCUGGUCACCCACAUCUGGUUCGUACGUGGUCGCCGUGCUCAGGGUCUGGCCGACUCGGACAUGCCCUACACGGCCCCUCUGGGCAUCUGGGGCUCCUACGGCGCUCUGUUCAUGUGCGUCAUUGUCGCCCUGACCAAGAACUACGACGUCUUCUUUGACUUCAGCCUCAAGACGAACCAAAUCACUUUCGUCACUGCGUAUAUCGGCAUUCCUGUCUACCUCAUCCUCAUUUUUGGCCACAAGCUCUGGACCAAGAGCAAGGGUGUCAAGCCCCAUGAGAUGGACUUCUAUUCUGGCAAGGACAUCAUCGACCGUGAGGAGGCCGAGUUCCUUGCCCAGAAGGAGGCAAAGGCUGAGAAGAGCGCCGGAGGUUCCUUCUACAAGAAAUGGAUCUCGUGGCUGCUGUAA
Microdochium trichocladiopsis is the source of this 1698-nucleotide messenger RNA. RefSeq names its product amino acid permease. Bases 1 to 1698 code for a protein of 565 amino acids. Lineage: Eukaryota; Fungi; Ascomycota; Sordariomycetes; Xylariales; Microdochiaceae. The transcript is spliced from 3 exons. The record is from RefSeq and is a predicted model, not a curated record. Gene Ontology annotation, cellular component: membrane. Gene Ontology annotation, molecular function: amino acid transmembrane transporter activity. Gene Ontology annotation, biological process: amino acid transmembrane transport.